AUGCGUUCUUUGAAUUAUCUUUUUCGCCGAAAUAUUAUCAACUCAUCGACGACAGAUGUAUACCGUUGGUUACUUGCCCGUGCACAAUAUCUACAACGUCUCUCUCAAUCUCAUUUAUCUUAUUCAAAAUCUAAGUCAUUAUUUGGAAUUUUUCGUUCGUUAAUUAAUCAAUAUCACCGAAAUGUACCAAUUGAUUAUCUGUGCGGUUCGACGAUGUUUUUCAAUCGGUUAUUUAUUGUGAAUAGACACGUUCUCAUUCCACGUCGAGAUUCAGAAUGUCUCAUUCGUCAUGUACAACAACUCUAUGCACAAGAUACAAACAAGAAAUCAAUUCUUGAAAUUGGCACUGGAAGUGGAUGUUUAUCGAUAACUCUAUCUCGUCUUUUUCCAAACUGGCAAAUUCAUGCAUGUGAUAUAAGUUCGUCUGCUCUUCGAGUUGCUCGAAACAAUGCAUAUCUUCAUCAUUGUCAUAGUAUUCAGUUUCACCGUGGUGAUCUAUUUGAUUCAGCAUUUCUCCAGAACACUUCAUUUAACAUGAUUGUUUCCAAUCCUCCUUAUAUUCCAACUGACGAAGUAUCUUAUUGUGAUGCAGGAAUAUUUCAUGAACCAUCUAUUGCUUUAUUUGUUGAUCCACCAUUGAAGUUCUAUUCUGAAAUUAUUCAUCGUGCAAAACAAGAAUGGCUAAACGAUCACGGAUAUCUCGUAUUUGAAUGUUCUCCAUUCAAUGCUCACCAAAUCGAACAGUUAUUCAUUGAACAACAACAGUAUUUCGAAAAUAUUCAGGUAACACUCGACACAAAUCAAUUACCUCGUGUUAUUUCGGCAAAGAAAAAACAAACAUUUCUAUAA
Rotaria socialis is the source of this 849-nucleotide messenger RNA. NCBI's taxonomy places the organism in Eukaryota, Metazoa, Rotifera, Eurotatoria, Philodinida, Philodinidae. The record is from the annotation of a GenBank genome assembly.